AUCCCGUGGACUCCUGCCCUGCCUCUAAACCGUUGGGUCCGAUUUACUCAAACACAUCGGAACAAUGAUCUCGAAAGGCCACAACAACAGCACACCACCAACCGACGGCCAACAAUCGGUGGCCAACAAACGUUCUCUCACGUUUCGGUGCUUGACAUUUACCCAGAUCGCGUUUUGUGCUAUGUUGGUUUUUUUUUCUUCUGCCUUCCUUCUGCCAUUGCUGCCUUCUUAUUGCUCUAUCGCGUUUUGCAACGCAACGCAACGGUGCUCAAAUAUUGGGUCGUGCGCGGUGGCCGCGCUCCACAAAUUAGAGCGCCCGCCCGAUCGAACAUCGGUUCGGUCCGAUCGGUAAUUCUGCGGACAGUUUGAGGGCCGGGCCCAGCCCAAACCGAAUGCCCGCUGCCCGCCCUGCCCAAAAAGGCGCCCGUUCCGUUGCUUUCGGUGCGAGUGUGUCUGUGCUCCCUUGCUUUUAAUGUGGGUGUGUCGUGGUGCAUUAAUCAUACCGCACCUGGAGCUGCUUGGAGGGAUAUUAGAAGACUUGCGGGUCAGCCAGCACCCCAGCGCAAAUCGUCAUCGAGCAGCUCGAGUUCGUCGCCGUUCGCGUCAUUGAAGUCUUUCGUAUUGCAACGUGAACGUGCGGCGCGAGAGACAGAGAGCUCGAGCGAGCGAGAGAGGGUGUCCCGCGGAUGAUGCUGGUCUGCCGAGGCGAGUCAGAGGUCUCCGGGACCUCACCGUCGGUUCGUUCUUCUACCGUCAGCCGUUCAGCGUGGACGACGACGACGACGUCCGGGCGUUAAAAACUACGAUGUUUCUCCGGCGGGCCAAUUCGGUAGUGUUACUGAUAUUUGGAUGUCUACUAAUUAUAGAUGGCAACGAGGAAAAAAAUCGCACCAAACGGGGACGGAAUGCGCGGACGUCGAACGCACCGCAGACGAGUGCCGAACCUAGCCAAGAUCUCGACUCCAAAGGCAACAGCGAGCAGGAUGUGCCCGUCAUACCGCCCGGCUUUCUGAGCCCAUCCGUCCAGGAGUAUCUGGAGCUAGGGAAAUCCAUUCCAGGCCGACCAGGAACUGACUACCCGAUACUGGCCACCAUCCCGUACACCAACUUCUACUGCGACGAGCAAGAAUAUCCGGGCUUUUUCGCCGACAUGGACACAAGAUGUCAAGGAUGGCAUUAUUGCGACAUCGAUGGACGGCAGGCGACGUUCCUCUGUCCGAACGGUACGCAGUUUUCGCAAGCGGUGUUCGUGUGCGACUGGUGGUUUAACGUGCGCUGUGAUCUUUCGCCCCGGCUCUACUCGAUCAAUGCCCGGCUCUACCAGCGGCCCAAGUUCAAUCCGACGCAACCGCACCGAGUCAUCACACGGCAGCUGGUGGACGAGAUUUUUAACGUGUAAUGUUCGCCGUGUCCCGUGCGCGUGCGUUAAAUACCAUAACUAUUUAUUUUAUAGUUGCGCUAGUGGGUAAGAUGUGUAAGAAGCUCGAUGCGUCCGAGUGUCACAAUAGCAUGUCAGUGUUCUUGUAAAUUGUUAACUUUCACUAUCCAAAGGUCGUUUUUUUUCUUGUCAAACAGAAAGCACGAUACUUUCCCGAGAUCACCCUUUUUUCCCCCCUUAUCAAUAUCAAUAAACCUGUUGUAAAUGUUUGCUUACCUGAUUCCUACCACCAAGAUGCUACCUUGCAUAUAGCUAGGCAUUACCCGUUAUCGGUUGUAUUAUUGUGUAAAAAUAUAAACAUUGUGUAAUAAAGUAUGUAAAUAUGAGUUUACCACCAA
Molecule: messenger RNA, 1776 nt
Organism: Anopheles stephensi (Asian malaria mosquito)
Lineage: Eukaryota; Metazoa; Arthropoda; Insecta; Diptera; Culicidae
Exons: 5
Coding region: 806-1399 (197 amino acids)
Cellular component (GO): extracellular region
Molecular function (GO): chitin binding
Source: RefSeq, a predicted model, not a curated record